AUGUCGAACGAAAGUACGUCUCUCCCACAAUGGUCUGUUCCACCAGAACUCUUUAGAGAAUUCCAAGAAUUUAUGGUGUUCAAACAAUUACAACAUGUAGCUUUACCAAUGAGACAAAAAGAUUCAAAAUUGGAAGAAGGACUUAAUAUAUUACACAAUGCUUACAUAAGAGAGAAAAGAACCAUUACCGGAAAAGAUGAAGAAUAUGACCCUCUCGAAGAAUGUGAAAUUAAUUCUACAAGUUCCACAAAAACAAAUGGAGAAGAAAAGGAAGGAAAAGAAUACCUUACUAAAGAACAAAGACUUUAUGUUCUUGAAUCUUUUUCAUAUGAAACACUUAAGCAUAUGAAGAAUUGGAAAAAUAAAUCUCCAAAAGGAAAAGACAAACGCGAAGUUCUCAAGAAUGCAGUUCUUUUGGUAAAAACAAAAACGCAACUCAUUGAUUUCAUUCUUAGUUCUUUACCAUAA
Messenger RNA from Trichomonas vaginalis G3, 468 nucleotides. RefSeq lists its product as uncharacterized. The transcript has a single exon. The record is from RefSeq and is a predicted model, not a curated record. NCBI's taxonomy places the organism in Eukaryota, Parabasalia, Trichomonadida, Trichomonadidae. Bases 1 to 468 code for a protein of 155 amino acids.